AUGUAUAUGUUUGAAAAUAUGAACGAAUUGUAAGAUGGCUCCAAGACUAAAAAGAUGACGUUCAUUCAAAUGUCGUCUGCUGAGGAAAUACGGCUACGUAAAUAAUUAAAGUAAAUGAGAAGAAUAAUUUAGAUAUUUCCAAGAAUCUUAAACUUCAUUGAAAUAUCAGGCAGCAGGAAUUAAAAUGGCAACAUCAAGUGAUAAUAAAGAAAAUUCUACUGAGACAGAGGGCAAGGAUAAUUACUAUUUAGAACUGUCAUCUGAGCCUGUGAAAUUUGAACCUGUAAAUGAUGUUACGGAUGUCUUUUUUGAUGACUCAAAACAGCAGGUUUUUGCUAUUAGAUCUGGUGGCGUCACUGGUGUACUUGUUAAAGGGCCUGAACAUAAUAUCAACUUUCGAAUGGAUGACAAAGGUCCAGUCAUAUCUAUCAAAUUUUCUCCAAACAUGAACAUACUAGCCAUUCAACGAAGUGUAACUUCUGUGGAAUUCAUAAAUUAUAAUCCUACUACAUCUUUAGAAGGAAUUGAAUAUUCCCAGCCGUGUAAAGGAAAAAAUGCCACUAUUCUUGGUUUUGUGUGGACAUGUGGUAAUGAGAUUUUAUUUGUAACAGACCAUGGUGUUGAACUACUUCAAGUUAUUCCAGAAAAACGAUAUGUGAAAUCUUUGAAGUCUUUGAGUUUGCCUAUAAAUUGGUUUAUUUUCUGUCCACAAAGUCAGUUGGUGCUACUUUCUUCAGGAACUUUGGGAACUCAAAUGCAAGUAUUGUAUAUCACUCAUGGAAAUCUCCACAAAAUAACUAAGUUUGAAAUGGAGGCACUAUCGACAAAACCAGGAAAACUUGCUGUUUCAGAAAGAGAUGUAGCUCUUGCAGUUUUAUAUGGAAUUCCUUGUAUAAUAGUUCUUCGACAUCAACCUAGUGACAAUUGUCGUUCUAUGGGAUCUGCAUUUGUCUACGUAUAUACAGUUCACAAAAUGGUGACUAUUAAAAAAAGCCACAUAUUAAAGCUUGACAUGAGUGGUAGAUUUGCUAUUAAUGUUGUGGAUAAUCUUAUAAUUGUUCACCAUCAAGCUUCCCAGACGUCAAUGGUUUUUGACAUUAUGUUGCCUGGUGUUAGUGAUGGAACUGUUAUUCAUCACACUGGCAUUGUCCCAUCUAAAUCUAUCAAGCCCUGCAGUUUGAAAGUUCCUGGUCCAAAUAUUCCUGAGUAUGUUAAUCAACCUUGUCAGUUGUAUUCGCCAAAUUGGGUUGUAUUUCAACCAAAUAUUAUCAUUGAUGCAAAAUUAGGUUGUUUGUGGUACAUGGAAUUGAAAUUAGAUUCAUUAGUAAAUCUCAUCACUGAUAAAGUUCGGCUUGUUGAAUUUUUAAUGCAGCGGAAAAAUUCAAAACAACUAUUGAUUCAAGUUAUAAAAGAUCUUGUCACGCAAAUGCCUACUACACUGAUAGAUAUGCCUGCUAUUUUUGAUAAAAUAAACGUAGUUUAUAGAAACCAUUUGGAAAAUGAAAUUCAAAGCGUGAUCGGUACUCCAAUACAGAGCAAUGUGAAAAAUAUUAACUCUUCGUAUGAAAACUCCAAAUAUAAAAUAUUCCUAGAUCAGAGCGACAUGUAUGGCCAUAUUCUUUCCAAAUUUCCUGAGGAUACUAUUGACACUCAAAUGAUUAUUUGGGUACUAUUAGAAUACAUUAGGUCGGUAUCGGAGCAGGGUAUUCCAGUACAACACUACCUUCAUGAGCUUAUCAUCACGACAUUGGUAAACAAGCAAGCUUAUUAUCAGCUUCAUCAGCUGCUUCAGUAUCACGUAGUUUCCGACUCGAAACCAUUGGCUUGUCUUCUGCUUUCCUUGGAGAAUCUUUAUCCAGCAGCCCAUCAAUUGGCUCUUGACAUGUUGAAACGUUUGGGUAACGCGCACGAGGAAAUUAUUGAAGUACUCUUAUCAAAGGGACACAUUUUACCAGCUUUACGCUACAUCAGAAGCGUUGGUAAAGCUGACCAAGUAUGCGCUCGUAAAUUCUUAGAAGCUGCUAAAGCAGCUGACGAUCCUACCCUCUUUUAUUCCGUUUAUAAGUUUUUUGAGCAGAGGAAUGUGAGGCUUCACAACACCACUGGAUUUGCUAAAAGCGAGAGGUGUUCUACUUACGUACAGCAUUUUAAAACACUCUUCCAAACGACUGAUAAUGGCUGUAAUUCUGAUACGAUGUCGACUUAUUCAAUUAUAUCUAGUACUUCUACGUAGUUAAGGUUUUAUUAUAAGAAUGAUUUUUGUACAGAUGCAUAAACAGAGUUUGUAAUCAAUUAUAUAUUUAUGAUUAUUUAACGUUAAAUAUUAUUAAGUUAUUUUUCAAUAACACUGCUUUUCUGUUUACGUGUAUUGUUAUAGGCCAUUCGUUUAUGUCAAAAAUGGCAACAUAGUCUCUUAAUAUUAAUUAACAUUGCAAGUUAAUUGAAUAUUUUCUAUCUAUUCGAGAAUUAAUAAAAAUAUUUCCUGGUCAAGGAUAAGAUGAGAGUUAAUAAGUGACCCUAAUUUUCUUUUUUUUAAAUAAAAAUCUAUAAGCCGAAAAUCCAACAUCCUGAAAUGAUUUCUAUUGAUGCUUGAAGCGGAAAAAAUAUCUCAUUAAAAUUAAAACUCGAUGAAGCAACAUUUGGAAAUACCAAAUGCACGGCGCAUUUCCGUGUCUUCUGCUGGCUGUUGUAAAGGCUUUCGUUAAUAAGAUUUGUAAAUUAGUACUGAAGUGUAAAGGUGAUCGGAUGAAUACCGAUAUGUGUGAAUGCUCAAAUGAUUAUCGUAAUGAACGAGCAAAAAAUGAGCUUUCAAAGCUGUUUUUUUUUCAUUUGAACGUGACAUACAUACAAAUACGAAGAUAUGGUAAAUCUUGUGUGAAAAUUGAAAUACAAUGAGAUUAAAUUGAUAUUACCAAACCUGAUUAGGAAUUACAGAAAGCGAUCAAUUUUUUUCAAUAUAGUUAUUGGCAAUAAUAUGAAAAAAAGA
Molecule: messenger RNA, 2986 nt
Organism: Phymastichus coffea
Lineage: Eukaryota; Metazoa; Arthropoda; Insecta; Hymenoptera; Eulophidae
Gene: Bulli
Product: regulator of MON1-CCZ1 complex
Exons: 10
Coding region: 185-2233 (682 amino acids)
Biological process (GO): regulation of autophagy
Cellular component (GO): lysosomal membrane; Mon1-Ccz1 complex; late endosome membrane
Molecular function (GO): protein binding
Source: RefSeq, a predicted model, not a curated record